Messenger RNA from Spirodela intermedia, 4578 nucleotides. Lineage: Eukaryota; Viridiplantae; Streptophyta; Magnoliopsida; Alismatales; Araceae. The record is from the annotation of a GenBank genome assembly.
AUGCAGAACAAUAUAUUGAAUAGCAUUCGAAGCCUGAAGCUCAUCGAUGGCUGCAAGGGAGGCAGCGGACAGGUGUACGCGCUGAACACCUCCUCCGCCGUGAACGAAAAGGGCCAUCACCAUCACCAUCACCACCACCACCACCACAACCAUCGCCGGAACCCUUCCCAGGAGGGCCACCACGUCCGCUCGGCCUCUAAUAUCCACGCCAAGCCUGCACAGGCCACUUCCGCCCGCCCCGACAGCCUCCUUCCCUACGGCCUCCCUUCCCCGGACCUGAUCGACCCCGCGAUCGACCCUUUCAUUCGUCCCGUCGAUCCAAUCUCCGCCCUCGCAUCUUCCUUCCGCUGCUACGCCACCACUGCGCCCCAAGACCAAUGUGCUCUCCACCUCGAGCAGCGGUCCCUACUCCGGUCGCUCAAUGAUCCGAAGCUCCUCCGCCGCUCCAUCCGCUCCGCCCGCCUCCACGCCGCCGACGUCCACCAUAAGAUUGUCCUCUCCGCGUGGCUCCGAUAUGAACGACGCGAAGACGAGCUUGAUGCAUCCCCAUCGUGUUCUGACUCCCCAUCGACCUCCUCCUGCGGUCCCGCCCUGGAAUGCCCAUUGUCUACCCUCAUCCCGGGGUAUGAUCCCGACUUCUCGUCCCGCCCUUGUCCAUGCCGCCGCUCCCCCGAUCCUUUAAAAGAGUGCUCUACCUCCCGGUCGAGGGCCACGUCCUUCGUUGAAGAAAAGCAGCAGCAGGACAGGGUAGCUGUGGAAGAAGAAGAAGUAGAAGGAGAAGAAGAAGGUGACGUGGUAUUCUGUAUAGGCGAUGAAGAGGUCGUUUGUUUUCGUUACCAGAUCGCUGCGCUGUCUAAACCUUUCAGUGCGAUGUUGUAUGGAGGAUUCAUGGAAUCGCGGAGAGAGAAGAUCAAUUUCACCAACAACGAGAUCUCCGCUGAUGGGAUGAGGGCCGUUGGUGUCUUCACCCGCACGGGCUCCCUGGACGACUUCCCACCGGGCAUCAUCCUCGAACUUCUUUCCUUCGCAAACAAGUUCUGCUGCGAGGGUCUGAAGUUCGCUUGCGAUGGCCGCCUGUCGUCGCUGGUAGGAACCUUAGAGGACGCGCUUCUGCUUGCGGAGUACGGGCUGGAGGAGACGGCUCACAUGCUGGUGGCCUCUUGCCUGCAAGUCUUCCUCAGACAGCUUCCGAGUUCCCUGCACAAUCCCAAGGUUGCCCGGAUUCUCUGCAGUGGAGAAUCCAGACACAGGCUGGCCGCAUCUGGACACGAGUCUUUUGCCCUGUACUACUUCCUCAGCCAGGUGGCAAUGGAGGAGGACAUGAGAUCGAACACCACUGUCAUGCUCCUGGAGAGGCUUGGCGAAUCUGCGGUUUCUGAUUGGCAGAAGCAGCUGGCAUUUCAUCAGUUGGGUUGUGUGAUGCUGGAGAGAGGUGAAUACGAGGAUGCCCAGAGUUGGUUUGAAGAGGCGGCCAAGGUGGGACAUGUAUACUCUCUUGCAGGCGUGGCCCGGGCUAAGUACAGGCGGGGAAAUAGGUACUCAGCCUUCAAGCAACUCAACAGCCUCGCUUUAGAGAAUGAUCAUGUGGGAUGGAUGCAUCAGGAGCGGUCUUUGUACUGUAGCAGCAUGGAGGAGAAGAUGCGGGACUUGAAUGAUGCCACCAGGCUUGAUCCAACUCUUGUGUACCCUUACAAGUACCGAGCCAUCAUCAUGAUGGAGGACGAUAAAAUUGGUGCUGCUACCGCAGAGAUUAACAAGAUUCUGGGUUUCAAGGUCUCUACCGACUGUCUCGAGCUCCGAGCUUGGUUCUCCAUCCUUUUAGAAGACUAUAAUGGGGCACUUCGGGAUAUGAGGGCACUAAUGACUCUGGAUCCUAAUUAUAUGAUGUUCCAUGGGAAUGUUAAUGGGGAUCAGCUAGUUGAGCUCCUUCAGCAGCGCGUGCAGCAAUGGAGUCUGGCGGACUGCUGGAUGCAGUUAUAUGAUAGAUGGUCUUCUGUGGAUGAUAUUGGUUCUCUUGCUGUGGUACAUCAGAUGUUAGAGAAGGAUCCCGGCAAAAGCAUCCUGUGGUUUCGCCAAUCUCUCCUUCUGUUGAGGUGAGUUUUCUGUUCAUCACUUUUCUUCUGAUUAAACUUAUUUAAAAGCUGCAGAGAUUGCUCUCCUUCCUUUACAUGUGCUACAAAAAUUGGCUCACUCGGCUGCCGAUGACUGUUAUUCAUUUGCUGCCUACUGAAAUUCAUACUGCAAUUUUAUAAUGGCUUUCCCCAAGAUUUGGAAAUUCUUUGUGAACCCAUUUUUUUGGUAGGUAUAAACCAUCAAUGUGCUGCAAUCUUUUAGGUCUGUCUAAAUUUCAAUGGGGGUGCUUUUAAAAGUACCGUGAGCCCAAUUAAUUUGGUCAAAAAGAUAAAUUCUUGGUAACAGUUUUACUGGGUGGCAGAAUCCGCAGACUGGAGAUAAUGUGAGACCAAAGAAAGACAUCAUAGGCAGGCUUUCUAUUGCUAAGUCUAAUGUUCUCUUUGGGGACCAUCAGCCUAAAAACUGUUGAAAUCACAUGCAAAAAAAAUUGAUUUUCCUCACCCUUACCAUAGUCAGAGGCUUUGUUCUACCUGACCACUGCCUUUUUCUUUAAAAAAGAUUAAAAUCUACCGGGAAGGAAUAUGAUCAGAGAUGAGAGUUAUUAUAAUUCUGAUGUUUGAUGGAAGCCUUGGUAAACAUGUAGGCUCGCAGAGAAUGUUUUACAUCAUCCGAAGUAAAUAAAAUAGCGAACUUGUGGGAUGGAAUCCGUCUCUCUGAUGCUGGGGUUGGAUGGCGAUGAUGAGGCUGGGCAGACGAUGCAUCUGGAUCAAAGAUAAGUAAAGGGUAAUUAAAUCUUCUGAUUGGAAAGGGGUAGAGAGUUCUUGGUUUGAAGUCACAUGGAUUGCUGAUUUGGGGUAUGAUGAGUAGAUUUUUUUGUUGAUUCAGCCAUAUCAUACUAAUUACCUGUUUAUGAUUAAAAUAAAAUGCUGUCAAUUGUAUGUUUUCACAGUCAAAGAAAAAUGGGCGAUUUGAUAUUGCUGCCCCGUAUGCUUAGAGUGAGGGAAGAUCCACUCCUCGCUUGAUCUUUCUGCUCAGAGAGAGCGAAGCCGAUCUAAUUGCAGCAACUGGAUCUUUGCAACUAAGAUCUUGUGGGUUUUUGGGAAUGCCGGAUUGGAGACAUUGGUUUAGUUCUUGAUCAGAACCCAGGCAGGUUUUGAAAGCCUAGAUAGAUCUAUAAUCAGCAAGACGAACAGAGCUUUAUCUGUCCAAACAAGAAGGAAAGAAGAUGUUCAUUUCUUUCCUUUUUUUUUCAUUUUUCGACGAGGAGAAUUUUUUUUUCUAUUUUUUUACUCUGUCAUAGGUCAACCCAUCGUGUCUGUCCCUCCCCUCCGUCAUCUCUGAUGCGUCAUGGUGGAUCUUUAUCUACCCAUAUGAAGUUCGAUCUUCUUGUUCGCGAUUAAUCCACUGUCUUUCAGCUGUUGGAUUUUGAGCGGUCUAGUCGGUUCUUACGCGUGUGCAGGUUGAAUUGCCAGAAGGCAGCCAUGCGCAGUCUCCGUCUGGCCCGAAACCACUCGGCUCACGAGCACGAGAGGCUGGUCUACGAAGGGUGGAUCCUCUACGACACCGGCUACCGUGAAGAAGCGUUAACCAAGGCGGAGGAGUCCAUCUCCAUUCAGAGAUCCUUCGAAGCCUACUUCCUCAAGGCGUACGCUCUGGCCGACAUGAGCCUCGAUGAGUCGUCUUCUUCGAAGGUCGUCCUCCUCCUCGAGGAGGCCCUCAAGUGCCCCUCAGACGGUCUCCGGAAGGGCCAGGUGGCCCCCACCCUCCUGUCCCCUUUAAUGUUUGACCAAAAUGCCUCUGAGACAACCUCGGGUUGACUGGGGUCUGCUUUCCUCUCCUCUCCUGCAGGCGUUGAAUAACCUCGGCAGCGUCUACGUCGACUGGGACAAGCUGGACCUGGCGGCGGACUGCUACGUCAACGCUCUGAACAUACGGCACACGCGGGCCCACCAGGGGCUCGCGCGGGUCUACUACCUGAAGAAUCAGAGGAAGGCGGCGUACGACGAGAUGACCAAGCUGAUCGAGAAGGCCCGCAACAACGCCUCCGCCUACGAGAAGCGUUCCGAGUACUGCGACCGCGACAUGGCGAAGAGCGAUCUCUGCCGGGCCACCGAGCUUGACCCUCUCAGAACCUACCCUUAUCGAUACAGAGCUGCAGGUUCGUAUACUACUCAAAUUCAGAGAGAGAGAGAGAGAGAGAGAGGAAUUCUUUUGGGUUGACUUUAACGAGUGAGCUUUCUCUCUCUCUCUCUCUCUGCGCGACUGUGUACAGUGCUCAUGGAUGACCACAGAGAAAAGGAAGCAAUCGCGGAGCUGUCGAGGGCGAUAGCUUUCAAGCCGGAUCUCCAGCUGCUCCACCUGCGCGCGGCGUUCUACGAGUCGGUGGGUGACGUGGCGGCCACCGUGCGGGACUGCGAGGCGGCGCUCUGCCUCGAUCCCGGCCACGGAGAAACGGUCAAACUCUACCACAGGGCCUGUGGGAAGGUCAACCAGGAGACGAGCUGA